This is a messenger RNA of Cornus florida, 3792 nucleotides long. RefSeq lists its product as uncharacterized. NCBI's taxonomy places the organism in Eukaryota, Viridiplantae, Streptophyta, Magnoliopsida, Cornales, Cornaceae. The transcript has 6 exons. The record is from RefSeq and is a predicted model, not a curated record. The coding region runs from base 2182 to 3579 and encodes 465 amino acids.
AUGAAAGGACCAUCAAAGUACAUGGUGACAGACAAUUUGACCAUAACACCUUUAUCUCCACUGUUAGGCUUAUCUCUUAUUAACAAAUUGAAUAUUCCCUUCAGUGACAUUGUAGAACGAGAAGUUACUAUUGGUGAGGAGGAGGUAAAUAAAAUCCUCUGGACCUAUUGUUUUUUUAUAUUGGUCUUGGGUUCAUUACUUUCUUCUAGCUAUCUGAUGUCUAUUUCUUAAUUGUUGUUCUAAUAAUUCCUUGCCGACAAUUGUUGUAUAUAUAUAUAUUUCUUUUGCAGGCUUUGCGUCUACUAGAGGCUGCUUUGGUAUCAAGAUCAGCUCUGACUGAUGCUUUCAUACUAAAGGAGCCAAAACAAAAACCACAAGCUUGAGUCCAACAGUUUCCAAACAUUAGUUCUUAGAUGCCUUGGAGCUUGAUGGUGGUAGUUUUUGGUAAUGAGGUCUCUUGGACUUGGUAUAAUUUAUAUGUGGGUUAUUAGCUCUUGUAGGACUGUUGUGCGAGCUUGACUAACAAGAUAUUAUGGCGUGGGGUUUUUAAUGCUAUGACUCCAGAUGACAUAUUUAUUAAAGGAGGAAUGGUUUUUUUUUUUUUUUUAGUUAUUAAAAUUUGUAGUUUAACCUUUGUUAUUUCCUCUUUUGUACUAGUUACCAAAGAGAGCUUUCAUACACAUGCCGAAGAUGAUGGCUCAAGUGGACUCUAUAUAUAUAUAUAUAUAUAUAUAUAUUUUUUUUCCCUCUUUUUCUUGUUGAUAGGACACACACCCCUCCAAAAAAAAAAAUAGUUUGUAGUCAACUGUCAAAUCAAGAGGUAUUGAACUUUAAACCUACUUUUUCACCCAACCUGUAAUCUAGAGAAGUGAGUUUUGACAUCGGACUUUUUAGGUCGAUUGCAAGGACCUCUUAACAUAAAAAUGUACAAAAGGAGGAGGGGACAAAGCCCAAACAAAACAACAAACAAGCCCAGAAGGCAAACCUAGCCCAACCCCAAAACCAACUAGCCGUUGCGACAAACACAAGAGACAGCAAACUUGGAAAGAACUCCUGCAGUCUUCCAAAGGGAAGACAUCCAAUUUUGCAAGGGGUCAAAAUAUAUAUAUAUAUAUUUAUUGUUUGGUAAGAGACUCUAAUGUAUGAAGACUAAAACAAAAAAAAAAAAAAAAAAUCAGAGUUGAGAAAAUCAAAAUUGUCUAUUCAAAUAUUGAGGAUGAUUUAAUUGGAGUUCGAAUGAUAUUAAAAUAGAUGAUGUUACUUGGGAGUCAGGAAUUGAGAAAAUCAAAACACAACACAAAAUUAAAAUGGAGAAAGUUUGAAAUACUUUUAUUUGGAAAUAAAUAUUUAGGGUCAGUAUAGUCUAACAGAAUUGUUUUUUUAAAAAAAUAAAGUUUAAAAUACUUUUAUUGGAAAUAAAUAUUAAGGGUCAGUACAAUUUAAGUGUUUUUUUUUUUUUUUUUACCACCUUGGCAAGGAAAACACACUUGCACCUAUUAUGGGACUUGCACACUACAAACUUUGGUGGUAAUAUAUUUGAAAAAAAAAGAAAAAAAAGGAAUGAAACUAAUGGAAAGAAACUUUGUCUUAUUGUUAUAAUGAAUUAUGUUAAGAAAUAAAAGGAAGUGGAGGGAAAAAGAGGGGUUAGAGAAAUUAUGAAAGGAAAUUAAAAAAAAAAAAUAGAAGAAAAAUGAGGUGUUCAUGAUCUGAGAUGAAUGGAAAUGACGCAUUGUUCAAUGAAAUGUUCAUAAUAUUGAUUUCACUGAGGACAAAAACAAAAUAUAUUUUAAUUCUUUUAAAAAUAAAAGAGUAUAAUGAUAAAUUCAAUAAAAUAAAUUUUUAAUUUUAAUUUUCCAAAAUUAAUUAUCACAAUAUAUUUCCUCAUUAAUUAACCAUAAAAUAUUAACAGCACCCUUCUUUUUAACUUUCUCAUGCGUAGUAAUUAACUAAUUACUGUUAUCUUUUUGUCUUUUUUCUUAUCACAUGCCAAAAGUAUUGAAUUUAUUGUUUCCCCUCUCCUACUACUUUUCUUUAUGUACGGAGUAAAUGCUUACCCUUUUAAAACUCAUUCAUAAAUCAUCAUCCAUACUUCACUUCCUCUCUAAAGCUUCAACGCCCCCCACAAAUUAACAUAUAUUCAGACAUUUGAGGCUGUGUUCUUCUUGCUUGGUCAGUUCAGCAAUGGCACAUGAAGCUUCACAAAGUCCAAGUCUGAAGGUCCUGGUGGAUGAAGAGAAGAAUCGAGUUGUUUUUGCUGAGUCCGAUAAUGAUUUUGUUGAUGUUCUCUUCAGCUUCAUGACUAUGCCAAUUGGAACCAUUAUUAGACUCACCCGUGAACAAGCAUUGAAAUGGGGGAUUGGUUGCCUGAACAACUUAUAUGAAAGUAUUGAGAAUCUUGAUGAUAAAUACCUGCAAAGUGAGAAGCGCAAGGAGAUGCUGCUAUGUCCUCGGAGUGCUGCUGAAAUUUACAGCAGAAACCUUAAACUACAUUUUGUUGAUAGUAAUUCUAAUGAGUACUAUGUCUGCGGGAGCGGAUGCACUUUGAGCCCUUACAAGACUGCCCGUUGCCAUUGUGGAAACGACAUAGGUUAUAUGGUGAAACCGAAAAAUCCUGUAUCUCUUCCUGGAGUUGGAGGGGUUUUUGUGAAACCAACCGCACGCUUUAUGAUAACUGAUGACUUUCAAGUACUGCCCAUGUCCACUAUGACUUGCUUAACCUUGCUUAAAGAGCUUGGAGCUGUGGAUGGAAGCACAAUAAAAGAGAGGUGUAUAAACAUAGGCAAGGAUGAGGUUCUGAAGUUGAUCAAUUGUUCUUUAACAUCUAUGGCACCUUUUUCUGAGACUGUCUUGGAAUCACCUGUCAGUAAAACCAGUUCUGCAAUUCGCCGUGUAGAAUUUAGUCCAAGAAGCACAACUGAAUCUCAAAGCGGCAUGGAUACAACAAGAUCAAAAGAAGCAAAGAUAGCUUUGAAGCUUAUCAUCAACGAAUGUAACAACAAGGCAUUGUAUGCUGAAGCAGAGAAAGAUUUUGUUGAUCUCAUCUGCAGUUUUCUCACAUUUCCACUUGGUUAUUUUCUUAAUAAAUUACCAUCUUUGUCCUUGAAGGGGUGCUUGGGUAACUUAUACAACAGCAUAAAAGAUUUUGACGUUGACAAAUAUUUAAAUUCUGAGGAGAUGAAGGCAACUUUAGUUGAUCCAAAGCUGGCCCCUGGAAUAGCUUACAGUACACAGCUCAUUCUCAUCAAGGAAGCUUUACAUCCGUCAUGGUCAACUGUUGAAUCCCUUUUUGGAAGAAAUUCUUUUGCAUGGGAAAUAAUAUCACAGUCAAGGGUAGCUACAAUUCGCGAAGGAUUCAUGAAAGGACCAUCGAUGUUCAUGGUGACAGACAAUUUGAUCAUAACUCCUUUAUCUCCAAUCUCAGGCUUAUCUCUUAUUAACAAAUCGAAUAUACCCAUCAGUGACAUUGUAGAGCGAGAAGUAACCAUUGGGGAGGAGGAGGCUUUGCGUCUACUAGAGUCUGCUUUUGUAUCACGAUCUGCUUUGACUGAUGCUUUCAUACUAAAGGAGCCAAAACAAUAACCACAAGGGAAUGACACCGGAGUUUUUUUUGGAGCAAAUUGAGCAAUCAUAGUAAAUGAAGAACUUGAACUCUACGAUGUUAGAUGCUUGAAGAUGUUAGCUUGCUAUAUAUAUUUGCUUUGGUUUGUAAUUACGUAAAUAAUUAUGUAAAAGUCGACAUAAUGUUCUGCUAAGGUUCCAUGCUUUUAUGUAAAUAUAUGGUGCUUUCGGAUC